Molecule: messenger RNA, 3738 nt
Organism: Achroia grisella
Lineage: Eukaryota; Metazoa; Arthropoda; Insecta; Lepidoptera; Pyralidae
Product: protein amalgam-like
Exons: 9
Coding region: 251-1642 (463 amino acids)
Cellular component (GO): neuron projection
Source: RefSeq, a predicted model, not a curated record
UCCGCCGUCCGCACCGCGCCGCCUCUCCCAAGGGACCCCACAAACUUCCUACGACCGCGCGGAACUUUCUCAAAUAACAUUCUUUUAAAAUAAUCACCCAAAUAUAGCGAAGAAAUAUAAGCUCGUAAAAAAGUUAGCACCAAACUUUGCUACAAUUUGAUUAGCUUUUGAUUGUCGAUAGAGUUCCCGCCGAAAGACACAUGGAUAUCCCAGGCUUUUGGAGCUGAAUAGAAGCAGAAGGACUAAAAAUAUGCAGCAGCCAUGGUGGUCCUUAUACUUGUUGGCAAUAUUUAUGUUAGGACUGGAUUCAAAGCUUGUCGGCCAAGCGUUUCAACCGGAAUUUGCUGAGCCAUUGACAAAUUUGACCGUACCAAUAGGACGUGAUGCUACAUUUAAAUGUCUAGUCUACAAUCUUGGAGGAUAUAGGGUAGGAUGGGUGAAAGCAGAUACUAAAGCUAUACAGGCCAUCCAUGUUCAUGUUAUAACAAAUAAUCAUCGAGUUGGCGUUUCACAUAACGGACAAUCUAUUUGGAACCUGCACAUAAGAAAUGUUCAAGAGGAAGACCAAGGACAAUAUAUGUGUCAAAUUAAUACAGAUCCAAUGAAAAGCCAAAUGGCUUACCUACAAGUCGUGGUACCACCAGAUUUUGUAGCUGAAGAAACGUCUGGCGAUAUCAUGGUUCCUGAAGGUGGAACCGCAAAGGUGUCCUGUCGUGCUCGCGGUAUGCCUCAGCCAAAUAUAGUAUGGAGAAGAGAAGACGGCACUGAUAUAGUAAUUAGAGAUGCUCAAGGCAGUAAAACUAGAGUUGCAACUUACGAUCAAGAAGUUUUGAUGCUUACAAAAAUCUCUCGGUCGGAUAUGGGGGCAUAUCUCUGUAUAGCGAGCAAUGGAGUACCACCCUCUGUAAGCAAGAGGAUACAAAUUAAAGUACAUUUCCAUCCUGUGAUUCAAGUGCCGAAUCAACUUGUGGGUGCACCAGUGGGUACUGAUGUCACACUUGAGUGCUAUGUCGAGUCUUCACCAAAAUCCAUUAAUUACUGGGUUAGAGAUUCUAAUGAAAUGGUGAUAUCAUCCAGCAAAUAUGAAGUUGUAAACACGGUGAUAAGCUCCUUCGAGAGUCGCAUGGCAUUAACGGUACGGCGCCUAACAUCCACUGAUGUUGGGGGCUACAAAUGUGUCGCUAAAAACUCACUUGGUGAAGUUGACAGUAUUAUUAGACUUUAUGAAAUACCUGGUCCUACUAUUAAAAAUACUAGCCCGGCGAAUAGAAAGGAAGAGUACAAAUAUUCUACACCUAUUGAAGGACCUGAUAAUCAAUUUGGUUCAGCAGACAGAUCAGAUGACGAGGACGACAGAGAAGUAGCACCAGAAGUAUCAGAUAAACCUACAACUACACAUAAAAUCGAUAAUGCCACAAUAAAAAAUCGUACCAUUAAUUACCCUAGUUCUAUAAACGAACAAAAGUUAAGCAACAAAGUUCGUAAAAUUAUUAACAAAUUUGAAAUAACCGAAGAGUUUGAUAGUGCCAGUAGCAAAUUUUACUUUGAGAAAGCAUUAGUUAGUAUUAUUGCGGUAUCAGUAACUCUUAUUAAUUUAUUAUGUAACGUAAUAUAUGUAAAUUCUACAAUUUUUAAUUUUUAAAAUUAUAUCUUUACAGAAUCUUAGAGAUGUCACUGCAUCUCAUCUCCACCUACAAAGUAAUUAUGAUGAGAAAAUAGAAUACCUACAAAUAUUUUUAAAAUAUUAAACUGUAAUCACUUGUGUGUGAAAAAGUAAUUUAUUGUAAAUCCAACAAAAAUAUGCAAAGUACUCUUAUUUUUAAUUUCAACUAAGUAAUCUAACACCGUUUUGCCGGCAAACAACCUGUUAUGAGUUUACUAACCGACCGGAUAAUUACAGAGCGGUGUAAAAUAAUUGCUAAAAUUUGUCAUAAUAUAUUUAACAAAUAUUUGGAGGAGACAUCUCUUUAAAAUAUGUUUUUUAUGAUUAAUUAUCGCAGACUGAAGUAAGAAAAAAUUACAUUUAAAAACUGUGUAUAUUUAAACACACUAAAAAAAAGUGUGGUCGAUCUUUCUGUCUGCUUAUUUGUUUUCUUUUCAGUACUAAUCGGUUGAACGGAUCUAAUUGAAAUUUGUUAUGAAGAUAUUUAGUAUAAUGAGUAUGACUAUAGGCUAAUUUUUAUUUCGAAAAAGCAUACUAAGUCGUGAUGAAUUAGUUAAUAAUAUAUAAUUUACUUGAUUUGUAUUUUUUCAGAAUUAAAUAAUUACUUUGAAAGUAUAAAUAAUAUUUAAAAACAAUAUCUUCAAAUGUAUUACAGAUUAUUCGAUCGCUUUCAAAUAUAAUUAAUUGGGCUUUUUGAAGUAGACCGUAAAUUGAUAUUGAUGAGAGACUUCCGAAGAUAUGAAAAUUAAUAUCGACUUUCUAACAUCGUCGUUAGUACUUUAAUACCAGGCAAAUACCUUUAAUUUACUUAUAUCGAAAAUAUUUCAAUUACUUUCCAGCCACUUAGGUUAAGUAUGAUUUAACGGGUAGACAUUUUGCCGCAAUUUUGACGCUACUUAUGUAUAAAAAGGCAAUAAGACUGCAUUUUCAUAAUUUACAGCUAAGAUUUACAUUAAGAUAUACAAUAGUUAUAUAAUAGGUAUUAGUUAUAUUACAGCAAACACGUAGAGCGUGGUCAGAUUAAUAUUCAAAUGAAAUAGAAAUUAGAAUCAUAAAGGCAUUGUUCCUAAUAUACCAAAACCUGUAUUUAAUUCAAUUCAAUGAUCACAAAUCAUUACCAAAAAUACAGUGGCUAGUGUAUUUUGAAUUUCGCUACUAAACUAUUGCACGCUCUGCUAAUAAUGUUUUCAAUUAAUAAAAUAGCGAAAUGUAUGAGUAACAACCUUUUUUUAUAAAAAAAUACACCUACACAAAUAGAUAGUAAAAACAUUAUACAUAUUAUAGAUUUUACAGGUUACUUUUUCACUUUUACACAAAUUUGUGAAUUGCAAUUCAUAUAUAAGUCAAUUAUAAUUGGUUUAGAUAUCAAUAUUCUUUGAAAUUCGUCUCUCUCUCCUAUUUAUCAUCAUUGAAAAUAUACAAUAUAAUUAGUUCAUGAAUUUUAUUUCUAUAUUGAAAUUACUGUAUUAAAAAUGAUAUAUUAACUAGUUCCAAACCUCACACACGUACUUAUAUAAAUAUUUUGUUAUGUAGACUUAUUAUAAAUAAUUAAUUAAUUUGCUAUAUUAGUGAAUUUCAUCCUAAUAAAGUACAAAAUGACCAUCAUAGUUACGUUGAUAAUAAUAUGUGCAUAGGUAUAAAUAAUACGACACAAUUAGUACAUAAAAUGCUAGUAAUAAAUAAUUAAAAGUACAUAUUAAAUGUGAUAUAAUCGGUAAAAUAUAUAUUAAAAGAUUGACUGAAAUAUUUGGCAAUAAUAUAUUGUUGCAAUCCAACUUUUUCAAAGUCUUUAAUGUUUCUCUUUCUCUUCAUCCUUUAACAAUUUCUCUUUACUAUAACCUACACACAGAUUAUUUCUAUGAAUUUAUGAUACUACUAUAAAUAUAUAAAGAUAGGACUAAGGUAUAAUCGAAAGUAAGGAAUAAUAAGGCCCUUAAAUACGUGUUAUACAAAGAUCAUUUUACACCAACUUAUCAUAAUAAAAUUUAUAAAAAAAAGUAUUCAAUAAUAUUAUUAUUGUAGAAACAUAUAUAAUAUUAAAUAUACGAACAAUCACAAUGUAAAUAAGAAUAUUU